Molecule: messenger RNA, 2557 nt
Organism: Octopus sinensis (East Asian common octopus)
Lineage: Eukaryota; Metazoa; Mollusca; Cephalopoda; Octopoda; Octopodidae
Exons: 3
Coding region: 493-1848 (451 amino acids)
Source: RefSeq, a predicted model, not a curated record
GUCAACCACAUUUCGACCUGCCUGAAACAACUAUUGACAACCAGUUCCCAGUUGUACGAGAGGGGGUGUUACUCGGCGGAUAGAAUACGACACAGCCUGACACACCAUUUGACAGCACUGCAGGAGGUGAUGUCAUCAAGAGAGGAAGGGAAGGUGACACAACUGCUGAGGCGGAUGGACUACCUGCGUCCCAAGAACACAUCAUUCUGCCUCCUUGUUGACUACAAAGUGAAGUCGUGCCUUAUUGGUAGAGUCAACUCAAGGAGGGAGAUCGAGUGCAGUUUAUGGAGAUGGAUGGACUCGACGACUACUUGGUUGCCUCCCUAAUGUCAUUGCAGGUGGAGACUGCGAAGGGGGACAGAAUCUCCAUUCCGUGGCUGUUUGUCCAAGACGAGAGUCUAAGCGAAAUCAAACGAGAACUGAUGGAGUUUUACGAAAAGAUAACCUUCAGGAAGAACAGCAAUGAGGGCACUCAUAACAUGACCACUGGAUAUGUCCAAAUCACCUCCACCAACACACAGUACGCCUCCAAGUCAUACAUCUGGACAAAGUGAGGGUCCUCCUUAUUCCAGUCCACAUUCAGUCCUGUCCAUUUCCGAGAGGCCCGAAAGGAUGUUCCGAGAGAGAUUGGUCGUGGAGGUGAGACUGGAUGCACUCCCUGCCCCAAUCGACCUCACGUGUGCUAUAGACAGAGGACAUUUGGCCAUUCUUGGACAAGACCUGUUUGCGGUCAAACAACCAAAUGACUCGUAUUCCCUCACCACCACCACCGAAUUGGUUUCCCAGAGGAGACUCCGCUUGGUCGUCCUCCCACCAAACACACAACCCCCACAACCAAACUUUGGUCUUGUCUUCUCAACCCUUUCGGAGAAUUGUUCCCAAAUGUCCUGGGAGACACUGAAUCCCCAAAUCACUCCACUGGAAGGACACAGUCCCCCGCCCUUGGAGGACUGCGAUGACUAUCAAGUGAGAGGGGACUUGUUUGUAUUUGUGGACCAUCGACAACACGGACGGGUUUGCUCAGUGCAGGAAGCUUUCGGGGAAGAAAGACUGUCAUUGGAGCACGUCCACUCUCUUGUGAAGACAUUCUUCGACAACAGCCUGUCGCCCCCCGUCUACCACGCACAUUGGAAGUGCCUCUGCUCACUCCCACUGCCUGCCUGUCAGAAUGACUUUGUGCUGAGGGAUGUGUGUUCCCCCCACCUCCUCAUCACACAAUGCCUCACUCUCGCAUUGACCAGACCAUUGUGGGACUAUCCUCUGUCCAGGUCAAUCACGCUGAAGGAAGCACUCCUCACGUUUCUGAUAAACAUGACCUGGUUUUCCUUCCGCUGUGGGAUAAAGGAAACAUUCGAGUCAUUCUAUAAAGUAUACACCUGUCCCCGUGGGUGGUGGAACAAACGAACUCUCCGAUUGUUCUUUGAUUUGGUUACUCCCACGUUCUUCCCACCCUCCCCCCUCUGUCCCCACACAACAUACUGUCUGAGGAAUCAACAAAUGGGCACGUUGACUGCAUUCGCCCAGGGACUCACCAACAAGUCUCCUCAACAAGUCAUUCAUGAACUCAGUCUGUCCCUCCCAACAAGACCUGCCUUUGCUAAGGGCAGUGUCGGGGAAAUUACUAAAUUUAAUAUAUUCGGGCAGGACUUUGUACUCUCAGAGUCCCUCAUUUCGCGGAAUGUGGUCUCCUUUAUGGUGAGACAGGAAUGUGAAUUGUUGUAUGACUUCAAUUCGGGGGUGGCAUACUUUCUGGGCAGCCAACUGAUCGUGCAGUAUUUGACUGAGUUGUUAGUCAAGUUGGCCGACGAGUGGGGCAUCCAAUCAUGGGACUGCAAAGUAAUCAUUUGAGUGAUUGGACAAAGAGGGAGACCGAGUCACUCAUUCGAGACAUGGACAUGUACCGGCGGGCAGUCAUUACAUAUAGUCCUCACCCCCCUCCUUCCAAUUUAAUUCACACUCUCCAAAAGGUCGGCCAACUCAUUCAAAUUAGACAUUGGACUACUUCCACGCUGGGAAGGAAGCCUUGGACUACACAGACUGGUCGUGCGAGGUGUUCAGAGGACUGGUUGAGGAUUGUGAGGCACUCCUGUCGUCCAUCGAGAAAGAGGCGGGCAACGUGUCUUCAGUCAAGGAUUUGGAGAAUAAAAUGAAAAAUGGAAAGCGAGAGUUCAUUUUGAAAGUGGAGCAAGUUCAAAAUAAAUAUCGGGACACAAUCACGUCCAGUUGGCCCAACAACAAAAUCGCGGAAAACUGCAUGAGUCACAUUUAUCUUCCCUCAACGACCAGUUCAGCCAAGUCGAUUCUCCACCGCUUCGAAGAAUUGGCGGAUUGUUUAGAACAAAUUACCCGCCGGGCAGACACACUAUGUCGAGAAAAGGAAGGCGAGUUGGAACGGAUAAAAAACAAGUUCAUUCUCUUCCGGACUGAUCUGUCUGCUCUGUCUUCGAGGAUUGACAGCCAAUCAGACGACGUGGUCACAGAAAUCGCAGAAAUAGGCAAACAAGUGAGGGAGGAGUGGCAAGUGGCAGAAAGACUAAAAAAUGAGAUCGAGGACAUG